AUGAGCCUAUUUGACUCUCAGGCUGUUAGCAUCCAUAAGCAGCUGGAGAGGAUGGUAGUUGAUCCUAGAGUUAUCGUUGCAACCAGUGUGAAUCCAAAAAUGGUUGGAGGUCGGCUCUUUUUAAACGCCACGUCUGGGACACAUAUCUAUUUCGACAAGGAAACGAGUGCAGGGGAACAGUUGUUUUACAAGUUGGUGGAACAUGAAACUGGCCUAAAACCAGUAGCUACGCUAUUUAAGAGUUAUUCUAAGGUGGAAAAGAUCAGUAUAUCUGAGCUAAAUGAUUUUGUCUUGACCGCUGCAUCUCAGGAGGCUGAUUUUAUUUGUGCCGGUGAAGUCACUGGCAUCAAGUUCGACAAGGGAUGGUGCUAUGUCUCAUGUUCGAAGUGUUUCAAGAAACUCCAGCGCUCUGAUUCAUCAUUGGCGUGUUCGCCUUGCAACAACACCAAUGCAGUUGGCGUCCUCCGGUACCGUGUGGAGAUGUCAAUUGCAGACAAAACUGGAGAAGGGUUGUUUGUUGGAUUCGAUGGGGUGAUGCCGAAGCUCUUCAACAUGAGGGCCCAAGAUGCUGCCAAUGUAUUGGCCGGUGGGGGUGACAAACCAGAGGAGACUGACUUCCCUCAAUUUGUCAAAGAUAUGGUGGGAAAGUCGUUCACAUUUCAAGUGGUUCUCCGCGAGGGUGAACGUGAGCCACACCCUGAUUUUGUUGAUGAUGGUGAUGAUGGUGACAAGGACGAUGCAGGUCACAGUGAUGACUGUGUGAGAAGUGAAUGGAAGUUGGUGGAGGUAGCAAGAGUGGAGGAUCUGCUACUGUGA
Eruca vesicaria subsp. sativa (arugula) is the source of this 816-nucleotide messenger RNA. The record is from the annotation of a GenBank genome assembly. NCBI's taxonomy places the organism in Eukaryota, Viridiplantae, Streptophyta, Magnoliopsida, Brassicales, Brassicaceae.